AUGCCCAACGUACGCGUCGAACCAACCGCGGAAGCUCACAUCGCCCGCUACUACCGUUUGAUCGAAGUCAUCAAGGGUGAGGCCGCCGUAGAGCCACGUCUCCUGCCCGUAUCUCGGGGCGAAUGGCUGUCGUGGGCCAACUGCGUCUUCUGUCGCCUUCGUCGGCCAGGGAUAGAUCCUCACCAGCUUUUCCAGCGCGGUCUCUUCGAGUCCUACUGCAAGGCGGUCACCGAUGACCCGAACUCCGUCCCAUCGCCGUACUCCUUCAACGACGUCGUCGAGGUCAUGAACUACAUCGACGAGAUCUUCCAGCGCUACAAGCUGCCUCACGACUCGUUGGGCGCACCCUAUCCGACCAUCGCCUGGUCCGAGGAGUCCGUCCUGCAUCGCGAGGCUAUCGACGAGCCUCUGGCUCCGGUCUCCUACCAACUCGACCCACUGUAUGUGCCGGAGUAUCGCCGCUUGCCCGACAACUUCAAUCACUUGGCUAACGCCGUCCACCGCCUGAGCGAGGACCAGCAGGAGAUUCGUAGGAUCCUCGGGUCGCUCUCUACGAGCGUCGCCGAACUGGGAGGGCGCGAGCGAGGCAUUAACGUCGGCGAGCCUGUUCGAGACGCAGCCGGUCGUAGGGGAGGUUUCCGAGGUCGUGGUCGUAACACUGGACCCUUCGGUGGACGGGACUUCCGCUAG
Molecule: messenger RNA, 690 nt
Organism: Rhodofomes roseus
Lineage: Eukaryota; Fungi; Basidiomycota; Agaricomycetes; Polyporales; Fomitopsidaceae
Exons: 2
Coding region: 1-690 (229 amino acids)
Source: RefSeq, a predicted model, not a curated record